AUGAUGCGACCGCGUGACCCCCGCAUUAGACAACGGAUCAACCAGAUCUCUCAUAACCUCGAGUCCGCCAACGAGACAGCACAGGAAGGGCUCUACGCAUUCUCGCACAACUAUAUCUCGCCAUGUUUUGAAUCGAUUGGAAGCUGCGUAAACGCAUGCACAGCCCCUUGCCUGCCGAGCCGGGAAGACCACCUCAGGCGGAGACGACGCGGCCGAGCCGAGGCUAACUUUGAUUUCUACGACGAUUGGGAGAACGAGGAAGAGGAUGACGGCUUACUUGGAUGGGGAACUGGUGAGCUCGACAGGCUCCUUGCUGGUAGCGGCCUGGCGCGCGGAAGUGCAGAGCAACCGCACCGGCCGAGGAGGAUGAGCUAUGGGACUCGGAACACGCGGCGACGGAGUACUGUGCAUAUUCCCGAUAACCAUAAUGAUCCGACUGUUAUUCCAAGCUCGUCAUUUAUCGGGUUUCUUGAGCGCUUUCCGUGGAGGUUCGGCGCUCGCGGAGUCAAGUAUCGGCCUUCCGCUGCUGAUCUUCAGGAACACCCGGGCACCCGGCGAUAUGCACAUGAGGAUGAACCUUUGAUGGAAGCUAUGGAUAAUGAGGCUCAGCUAUCCCCCACUCCAGCGGGAAGGAAUCGCAGUGCGACGCAAUCAUCCCGUGGGACAUCAAAUUCCCUCAGUUCGCGUGGUGAUCUAUUCCCUAGUGAUGAGGAGGAGGAUGCUGUACCCCUUGACGACGAAUUUGCAAUUACAUUCACACGGCGAGGAACGGGUUUGGAGUCAGAUGAUCAGUCUGGGACGAAAUCCGAGUUCACGAAGUCUGGUUCUGCAUCUAGCCUGGGUGGUGCAUCGUCUAAAAAGAACAAACGGAAAAACAAACGCCGCACGAAGAGAUUUUCGAGCUCAUCUGGUGCUCAGAUUACUGAACCAGUUGAUACACCAUCGAUGGCAGAUCUUAAAACAGAAGAUCAGCGGGCUGCGCUGGAAGAAGAAGCGGUCAUUGAGAGGAGAAGGCUCGCCGCACAAGAGCUAGCUUUGAACCGAGGUCUCGAUUCGGGAGCAGGUGAUAUGAUUCAGCCAGCUACCAAACCCACCAACACAAGCCUCCUGCCACAAGACGCGGAUAAACAGUCCAUCCCCAAAUUACGAAGGCUCAGUGAUUCCUCCGGGCAAGAAGUACCCAACCAAACCGAACCCUUCCCUGCCCUCUCAUUAUCGCCUUCCUCAGUGGGUCUAGAGACCCAAGAUCUAUCUAAAGCCUCACCGAGGCCUCUUUCACCCUUUGAGCCCGAUCAUACGAACGCCCGCGACUAA
Molecule: messenger RNA, 1314 nt
Organism: Penicillium antarcticum
Lineage: Eukaryota; Fungi; Ascomycota; Eurotiomycetes; Eurotiales; Aspergillaceae
Exons: 2
Coding region: 1-1314 (437 amino acids)
Source: RefSeq, a predicted model, not a curated record